Aspergillus niger is the source of this 1218-nucleotide messenger RNA. RefSeq lists its product as uncharacterized. The transcript has 5 exons. Gene Ontology annotation, biological process: homogentisate catabolic process; L-phenylalanine catabolic process; L-tyrosine catabolic process. Bases 1 to 1218 code for a protein of 405 amino acids. The record is from RefSeq and is a predicted model, not a curated record. Gene Ontology annotation, molecular function: fumarylacetoacetase activity. Lineage: Eukaryota; Fungi; Ascomycota; Eurotiomycetes; Eurotiales; Aspergillaceae.
AUGACCCUAACUGAGACGCCCUUUACCAUCGACAACCUUCCGUACGGUGUGAUCUCCACUGCGGAAACACCGACUCCGAGAUGCGCAACAGUUUUGGAGGACGAUGUCAUAGACCUGAGUGCACUUGAGAAAGAUGGAUACUUCAAGUCUAUUCCAGGAUUGAAAGGGGACGUCUUUUCUAUGCCAACCCUGAACAAGUUCGCCUCUCUCCCAAAAGAAACCCAUGUACGGACCAGAGCAGCGCUUGUCGACCUUCUCUCAGACAAUGAUAUCCGUAAAAAGUAUGCCAUUCCCCUCUCAACGGUACAGAACCACCUCCCAAUGGAAACCAAGAACUUCAGCGACUUUUACUGUUCGUUCGAACACACCAGAAACGUACCCUCAUGGUUCGUCAUCCCCUCCGUCUACAACGGCCGACAAAGCAGCCUCCGCAUCUCUGGUACUCCCAUCCGACGACCCUGGGGCGUGACGCUCGACUCCAACAAACCCAACGACCCACCAGCAUUCAGACCCAGCGCGCGCUUUGAUUUCGAGCUAGAAAUGGGCGUCUACCUAUCCCAUCCACUCCCCCCAGGCGAGAUCCUCAACAUCAACAACGCAAAGGACCACAUCUUCGGCCUAGUCAUCCUGAAUGACUGGUCUGCAAGGGAUAUCCAGACGUACGAGAUGGCACCAUUGGGCCCAUUCCACAGCAAGGGCUCGGGAACAAGCAUCUCACCAUGGAUUGUACCUAUCGAGGCACUGGAGGGGUCACAAUGUAAUGCGAGGGUGCAGGACCCGGCGCCCUUGAAACACCUAGCAUGGAAGGGCAAGGAAGAUGAGGCAACCUUCGAUAUUGAGCUGAAAGCGAGAGUUAUUCGAGAUGGAAAAUCCUACACCGUCACCGAAACAAACCUGAAAGAGCUCUACUGGACUCCAUACCAGCAGGUGACCCAUCUCUGUAGCGCAGGCGAGGGUCUAUCGACCGGAGAUAUCUUCGGUACGGGCACCAUAACUAGUGAUGUACGAGAAGAAAUCGGAGUCGCAUGCCUCCUGGAGCGAAAAUUAGAAAGAAACAUCCUCUCCGAAGCCAGCAAGGACGGUCUCGACUUCCUUGCAGACAGAGACGAAGUCAUCAUGGAAGGGUGGUGCGUUAACCGUCUCACGGGAGGUAAAUUCGGGUUUGGAGAGUGUCGUAGUGUCAUCCUUCCUGCUUUGAAGGAGGGGUCUUGGGAGUGA